ACAAUAAAAUGUCGAAUGUCAGCCUCAUGGCAAUACAUCAUUCGGAAUCCCUCGCUAAAUGUUCUGCUAUGUGUGAUGAACUUUGCGCUUGUUUUGGUUUUAAUCCCCAACAACAGAAUUGCCGUGUCCAUCAGUCAUGUAACCCAUCAGACAUGACCGUUAUUGAAACAGGAUGGAGGAAUUUUUAUGCUAACGGGCGUAAGAAUGUUCUGAAAAGUAGCUGCAUGGAAAUUUUACAAAGUGACCCAACUGUGAAAGGAAAAGAUGGGGUAUAUUCGAUAAAUGUCACUGAUCAAAAAAAGACAGUGUACUGUGACAUGACUACAGAUGGAGGGGGCUGGACGGUUAUUCAAAAACGACAGGAUGGCUCAACAGACCUUUAUAAGACUUGGGCAGAGUACAAGAAAGGAUUUGGAGACCCAUCCACAAACUAUUGGAUUGGGAACGAUGCAAUUCACACUUUAACAAUGAACAAUCAGGAACUACGAGUGGAUCUUUUGAGUUUUGAUGACGCGACAGCGUACGCCCUGUACUCCGCAUUUAACAUUGGAGACGAGAGCAGUAAAUACCGGCUUACAUUGACGGGGUAUAGUGGAACGGCGGGCGACAGUUUGGGGUACCACAAUGGACAGAAUUUCAGUACAUGGGAUCAGGAUAAUGACGUAGACAGUCGUCACUCUGCGGUCGACUUUCACGGAGCCUGGUGGUACUACUACGGUGCUUACUCCAACCUGAAGGGAGAAUACGCCGGGUCUGCUGUCACUAGUCACACACACCCCGUCUGGUUCAGUUGGAAAUCUUAUACAACGUUAAAAGGGACAGUAAUGCAGAUUAAGCACAAGAAUUAACAUCAAUAUGUACCGCACUUAACAUCUUUUAACAUCAAUAUUUACCGUAUUUAACAGAUCUGUUAACAUCAAUAUAUAUUACGCUUAAUAGAUAUGUUAACAUCAAUAUACAACGCGCUUAACAGAGCUGUUAACAUCAUAUACACCGCGCUUAACAGAUCUGUUAACAUCAAUAUAUACCGCGCUUAACAUAUCUGUUAACAUAAAUAUAUAUAGCAUUUAACAGAUCUGUUAACAUCAAUCUAUACCGCGCUUAACAGAUAUGUUAACAUCAAUAUAUACUGCAUUUAACAGAUCUAAUAAGACCCCUGAAUUAACGUCAAUAUAUACCAUGUUUAACAGAUCUGAUAAGACCUAAGAAUUAACAUUAAUAUAUACCGCAUUUAACAGAUUACGAAAUUAUAUCCUGGAUUUACUUAUUUUACAUCAGAUAUAUAUGAUGAAGAAGGAUAGUAACGGAUAAUUCAUCAAUAUGAAUGAAAUUAUCAGGCAUUUCCACAAUCCAAUGUUUUAUUGAGUAGUGAACAUUUAUUAGUAUAAGUCACUGAUUAUUAAACUCUGACAAAUGAUCUAUGUAGUACAUGGUCUGUAUUAGUUUGAUCAACACAUGAAUGUUUGUGGUGUAUUAUCAAUUGUCAUAAUAAAUGCUUGUAAAUAUUGUAAAUAUGUAUGCCAUUGAAUGGCUUCCUAAAGAAAUAAUUUGCAUUCCAGAAAAUAAUCAUCAUAAAGACUUCUUAUUUUGAUGCAAGGUGAAGAUAACGAACAUAACAAAUUUUAAAAAUAAAAACAAUUAUCAAUUGUGAACAAUUAUCGUCUCAUUAAUGAUGAUUUAUUAUUGUGGGGUGGUGAAUAUAUUUUUGUAGAGAACAAUAUGCCUUUUGUUAGCUUACAGAAAGAUAUCCGUGAUACCGGUCGUUUUCAUUUUCUUAAUAUUCAAGCAUUAAAUUGGUACCGUACAAGUUUUACAUUGUAACAUUGUAAGCGAUAAAAAUAUAUGAUAGUAUCAUGCUUUCUCCGCUUUUUUCACACUAAUGAAUAUCUAAAUAGUCACUUAUACAUUAUGAUAGUAUCAUGCUUUGUCUUUUCUCACACUCAUGAAUGUUUAAAUGGUAACCUAUAUAUUGUAUGACAUAUGUAAUUGUAUGAUCUGUAUUUCGUAAAUAAAUCGC
This is a messenger RNA of Ostrea edulis (European flat oyster), 2017 nucleotides long. RefSeq names its product ficolin-1-like. The coding region runs from base 9 to 848 and encodes 279 amino acids. The record is from RefSeq and is a predicted model, not a curated record. Lineage: Eukaryota; Metazoa; Mollusca; Bivalvia; Ostreida; Ostreidae. The transcript is spliced from 5 exons.